UCCUUAUAUUCCUCCGCCGUGGCAGUCGCUCCCCUACCGUUGCUCCUCUCCCCUUCUCCGCCUCCGCUGAGCUCUCACCGCUUCCGCCAUGGCCGCCUCGCGGGGGCCGCCGCUUCUAGGGUUCCGAGCCCUCGCGCUCGCGCUGCUGCUCGCGAUCCUCCUCUUGCUCGGCUGCUCCGCCGCCGCCGCGUAUGCGGGGGCGGAGGGGGUGCUGAGGCAGGUGGUUGGGAGGAGGGGCGACGACGGUGGUGGUGGGAACUUCUUCGAGCCGUUCAACGUGACGUACGACCACCGCGCGGUGCUCAUCGGUGGGAAGCGGAGGAUGCUCGUCUCCGCGGGGCUGCACUACCCGCGCGCCACACCCGAGAUGUGGCCUAGUUUAAUUGCAAAGUGCAAGGAGGGUGGCGCAGAUGUAAUUGAGACCUAUGUCUUUUGGAAUGGCCAUGAGCCAGCCAAAGGUCAGUAUUACUUUGAAGAAAGAUUUGAUCUUGUGAAAUUUGCGAAGAUUGAUCUUGUGAAAUUUGCGAAGCUGGUUGCUGCCGAAGGUCUAUUUCUUUUUCUUCGUAUCGGCCCAUAUGCUUGUGCAGAAUGGAAUUUCGGUGGUUUCCCAGUUUGGUUACGUGACAUCCCUGGCAUAGAAUUCCGAACUGACAAUGAACCAUUCAAGGCUGAAAUGCAGACUUUCGUGACAAAAAUUGUCACUUUAAUGAAAGAGGAGAAACUUUAUUCUUGGCAAGGUGGUCCCAUUAUAUUACAACAGAUUGAAAACGAGUAUGGGAAUAUUCAAGGAAAUUAUGGCCAAGCAGGGAAGAGAUAUAUGCAAUGGGCCGCUCAGAUGGCAAUUGGGCUUGACACUGGCAUUCCUUGGGUGAUGUGCAGGCAGACUGAUGCUCCAGAAGAAAUUAUCGAUACAUGCAAUGCAUUUUAUUGCGAUGGUUUCAAGCCAAAUUCUUACAAUAAACCAACAAUAUGGACUGAAGAUUGGGAUGGAUGGUAUGCUGAUUGGGGUGGAGCAUUACCUCACAGGCCAGCUGAAGACAGUGCUUUUGCUGUUGCUCGUUUCUACCAAAGAGGUGGAAGCUUACAAAAUUAUUACAUGUACUUUGGUGGAACAAAUUUUGCACGGACAGCUGGUGGUCCACUUCAGAUAACAAGCUACGAUUAUGAUGCUCCAAUCGAUGAGUAUGGUAUAUUAAGGCAGCCUAAGUGGGGGCAUCUGAAAGAUCUACACACUGCUAUCAAACUUUGUGAGCCAGCUCUUAUUGCAGUGGAUGGCUCACCUCAAUAUAUAAAGUUAGGAUCAAUGCAAGAGGCACAUGUAUAUUCCACUGGAGAAGUCCAUACAAAUGGAAGCAUGGCAGGAAAUGCACAGAUUUGCUCAGCUUUUCUUGCCAAUAUUGAUGAACAUAAAUAUGCAUCAGUCUGGAUCUUUGGUAAAUCUUAUAGUCUACCACCAUGGUCUGUGAGCAUACUACCAGAUUGCGAAAAUGUGGCCUUCAAUACUGCACGGAUUGGUGCACAGACUUCAGUUUUUACUGUAGAAUCUGGGUCUCCCAGUCGUUCAAGUAGACAUAAGCCUAGUAUCCUCUCACUUACAUCUGGAGGUCCGUAUCUCUCAAGUACUUGGUGGACUUCUAAAGAGACUAUUGGUACUUGGGGUGGAAACAAUUUUGCUGUUCAGGGAAUAUUAGAGCACUUGAACGUAACGAAGGACAUAUCUGACUACUUGUGGUAUACUACCAGGGUAAAUAUUUCUGAUGCAGACGUUGCAUUCUGGAGUUCGAAAGGGGUUCUUCCUUCAUUAACAAUAGAUAAAAUUCGUGAUGUAGCUCGUGUAUUUGUAAAUGGCAAGCUUGCAGGCAGUCAAGUUGGUCACUGGGUCUCACUGAAACAACCGAUUCAAUUGGUUGAAGGGCUUAAUGAGUUGACAUUACUUUCAGAGAUUGUUGGCUUGCAGAACUAUGGUGCUUUCUUGGAGAAAGAUGGAGCUGGAUUUAGAGGUCAAGUAACACUCACUGGCUUGUCAGAUGGGGACGUUGACCUAACUAAUUCCCUUUGGACAUAUCAGGUCGGCUUGAAAGGCGAGUUUUCUAUGAUUUAUGCUCCAGAGAAGCAGGGAUGUGCUGGGUGGAGUCGCAUGCAGAAGGACAGUGUACAGCCUUUCACUUGGUACAAGACCAUGUUUAGUACCCCUAAAGGUACCGACCCUGUUGCCAUUGAUCUUGGGAGCAUGGGAAAGGGUCAGGCCUGGGUGAAUGGGCAUCUAAUUGGUCGCUACUGGUCACUAGUAGCGCCAGAAUCUGGGUGCUCAUCUUCGUGCUACUACCCAGGAGCCUACAAUGAGAGGAAGUGUCAAUCAAACUGUGGAAUGCCUACACAAAACUGGUACCACAUACCAAGAGAAUGGUUAAAAGAGUCAGAUAAUUUAUUGGUUCUGUUUGAGGAAACAGGAGGUGAUCCCUCGCUGAUAUCACUGGAGGCUCAUUAUGCCAAAACAGUCUGUUCAAGAAUUUCAGAAAAUUAUUAUCCUCCCCUUUCUGCCUGGUCGCAUCUUUCCAGUGGCCGUGCCUCAGUGAAUGCAGCAACUCCAGAACUGCGCUUGCAGUGUGACGAUGGGCAUGUGAUCUCUGAGAUUACAUUUGCAAGCUAUGGAACUCCUUCAGGUGGCUGCCUGAACUUCUCCAAAGGGAAUUGCCAUGCAUCGAGCACUCUGGAUUUGGUGACAGAGGCAUGUGUUGGCAACACCAAAUGUGCUAUCAGUGUUUCCAACGAUGUCUUUGGUGAUCCAUGCCGAGGAGUCCUCAAAGAUUUAGCAGUUGAGGCCAAGUGUUCCCCACCAUCAACCACCAAAGAGCCUCGCGGUGAGAUGUGAUCUGGAAUUCAUCAUGGCACAUCUGUUGCGAACAAGGUAGGGCUCACUUAACUCUGCAAUGGCACACACAGCAUUGCUGUACGCGGUUUGUCCCUGUACAUCCAUGUGUAAAAAGAUUACCUAAAAAUUGAAUGAAAUGUGAAUAAAAAUGCAAAGGAGAUUUCCCUUGAAUUGGUUAUAUUA
Molecule: messenger RNA, 3055 nt
Organism: Oryza sativa Japonica Group (Japanese rice)
Lineage: Eukaryota; Viridiplantae; Streptophyta; Magnoliopsida; Poales; Poaceae
Source: RefSeq, a predicted model, not a curated record